CCACUGCACUUCCAGUCGUGUCGCGGCCACUACAAUAACACGCUGAGUGUUGAGAUUAGUAGCCUCUCAACAGUUGAACAGAAUCGACGUAUUACAUCAUGUAUAUAAUUAUUCUUCUAACGGUACUCGUACUAUUGGUGUACAAAUAUUACGACCAAAAGUAUGCUUUUUGGAAGAAUUUAAACGUGCCAUACCUGCAACCAUCUAUACCGUUCGGUAAUCUUGAUAAUUUCGUAGUGAAAAGAUGUCAACCCCUCGGAUUUCAAAUGGCCAACCUGUACAAACGGAUAAAAAGUGAAGGUCACCGAUUCGGCGGCAUUUAUGCACUCUCUACGCCGAUAUUGAUCCCAGUUAAUGUUGAUCUCAUUAAAGAUGUACUUGCUCGGGAUUUUACUUAUUUUGAUGAAAAGAACUUUUACAUCAAUGAGAAGGAUCAACCAAUCAGUGGAAAUUUGUUUUUCCUCGGUGGUGAGAAAUGGAAGAAUAUGCGUGUCAAAAUGACCCCGACAUUCACAUCCGGUAAGAUGAAACAAAUGCUUUCGAUUGUUUUGGAUUGUCAUAUACCACUAUUGGAGCAUUUGGAGACAUGUUGGAAAACCAAGCAGGCGGUGGACAUCAAAGAAACCACGGCUAGAUUUACCACUGACGUGAUUGGUUCUGCGGCGUUUGGUAUACAAUGCAACAGUUUCAAAGUCGCCGAUCCUGAAUUUCGUCGCAUGGGGAGAAGAUUCUUGAAUCAAGACUAUACGCAAAUCUUGAUCAACAUGUUUUCGUUCAAUUUCCAGGAUGCAGCGCGAAAACUCCAUCUUACGUCAUUCCCUAAAGAUGCCGAGCAAUUCCUUACUGACACCAUACGGGAUACUAUGCGUUACCGUAAAGAAAACAAUGUGACCAAAAACGAUUUCUUACAAAUGUUAAUUAAAUUGCACGAUGAAGGGCAAAUAACUUUUGGACAACUUUCUGCACAAGCAUUUGUUAUUUUUAUGGCUGGCUAUGAAACGUCUGCAACAACCAUGAUGUUUGCUCUGUUUGAGCUGGCGCAAAAUCAAGAUAUUCAAAACAAAGUUCGAGAAGAAAUUCGAAGAGUGCUUGCAAAAUAUAAUGGAGAAAUCACAUACGAAGGUUUGGGAGAGUUAACAUACACGAAACAAGUAAUUGACGAAACACUCAGAAAACAUCCACCUGUUCUCACAGUCGACCGCUUGUGUUCCAAACCGUACAAAUUAGAAAAUGAGAAUAUUACCAUUCCAGCUGGAGCUGUUGUGAUCGUCCCCACGUACGGAAUACAUCAUGAUCCGGAAUAUUAUCCGAGCCCAGCUAAAUUUGAUCCUGAUAGGUUUUCACCGGAAAACAUUGGGAAUAUCAACCCAUACACGUAUUUGCCAUUUGGUGAAGGGCCGCGUUUAUGCAUUGGUCAAAGAUUUGGUAUUAUGCAAACUAAAGUUGGAUUGAUAUCACUACUUAAAGAUUAUAGGUACACGUUGAACAAGAAAACUGAUCCAAAUCUUGAAUUUGACUUUAAAUUCAUUCUUUCACCUGUUGGUGACAUAUUAUUAGAUAUUGAAAAAGUCGAUUGGUCUCACGUCCGUCGAACAAUAUCUCCGUGUUGCGUCAUGUAUGUGAUUAUAUUAAUUAGUGUUCUCGCACUAUUGGUGUACAAAUAUUACGAUGAAAAGUAUAAAUUUUGGAAGCAUCUUAACGUACCAUAUUUGACACCAUCCAUACCAUUUGGUAAUCUGGAUAAUUUCGUUUUGAAGAAAUGUCAACCUGCAGGAAUUCAGUUAGCCAAUUUUUACAAACGGCUGAAAGGUGAAGGACAUCGUUUUGGAGGUAUUUAUGUUCUGGGUACGCCAAUAUUCAUUCCAGUAGACCCCGAUCUUAUUAAGAAUAUACUCGCUAAGGAUUUUACUCAUUUUGACACAAAAAAUUUCUUUGUCAACGAAAGGGAUCAACCAAUUAGUGGUAAUUUGUUCUUCAUCGGCGGGGAAAAAUGGAAGAAUAUGCGCGUUAAAAUGACACCGACCUUUACAUCCGGUAAAAUGAAGCUAAUGCUUUCAAUUCUUUUGGAUUGUCAUAAACCAAUGCUGGAACAUUUAGAGGCUUGUUGUAAAAAUAAGCAAGCGCUCGAUAUUAAAGAAACCGCAGCAAGAUUUACUACAGACAUAAUUGGCUCCGCCGCCUUCGGUAUCGAGUGUAAUAGUUUUAAGAACGCUGACCCGGAAUUCCGUCGCAUGGGCAGAAUGUUCCUCGAAGAGAGCUACACACAAAUGUUAAAAAAUAUGUUUGCGUUCAAUUUCCACAACGCCGCACGGAAAUUACACAUCACGUCGUUCCCGAAGGAUGCUGAGAAGUUUCUGACCAACGUUAUCCAAGAAACAAUGCGUUUCCGUAAGAAAAACAACGUAACCAAGAAUGACUUUUUACAAAUGUUGAUUAAGCUGCACGACGAAGAACAAAUCACAUUUGGAGAACUCUCUGCACAAGCAUUUGUUAUAUUUUUGGCUGGGUUCGAAACUUCAUCGACAACUAUGAUGUUCGCUUUGUUUGAACUCGCGCAGAAUCAAGAUAUUCAAGAUAAAGUUCGGAAUGAAAUUCGACGUGUUCUUGCAAAAUAUAAUGGAGAAAUAACAUACGAAGCUUUAGGAGAAUUGAUUUACACUAAACAAGUAAUUGAUGAAACUUUACGAAAACAUCCACCUGUUCUAACUGUGGAUCGCAUGUGUUCUAAAGCAUACAAGUUAGAAAACGAAAAUAUUACUAUUCCAUCUGGGACUUCGGUGAUAGUAUCAACAUACGGAAUACAUUAUGAUCCAGAAUAUUAUCCAAACCCGGAGAAAUUUGACCCUGACAGAUUUUCGCCUGAAAACAUCGGGAAUAUUAAUCCGUAUACUUAUUUGCCGUUCGGCGAAGGACCGCGUUUAUGUAUUGGUCAACGAUUUGGUAUAAUGCAAACUAAAGUUGGAUUGGUGUCACUGCUUAAGGAUUAUAGAUACACUUUGAACGAGAAAACUGAUCCAAAUCUGGAGUAUGCAUUUAAAUUCAUUUUAACACCUAUUGGCAAUAUAUUAUUAGACAUGGAAAAAGUUAAUUAAGUGCUUUUUUCAAUCAAAGAAAAUGUGAGCAAUAAUUUUAAGGCAGCUAAUUUGAUAUUAUUUGUAAUAAAUGUACUUCAAAAUUAGAAGCAAAUAUGUAACUACAAAGUGCAAAGGUAACAUGAAAGUUGUAUAAUCUUAUCAUGAGGAAUUUCAUCGAUAAGAUUUACUUAUAUGCGUUAUUUGCGCAUUCAAUGUCAUAACUUUGUGUCAUUGAAUUUUUGCAAAGGAAAGCCACAUAUAUUAAACUAAUAGAUGUUUA
Molecule: messenger RNA, 3354 nt
Organism: Dalotia coriaria
Lineage: Eukaryota; Metazoa; Arthropoda; Insecta; Coleoptera; Staphylinidae
Exons: 4
Coding region: 99-3092 (997 amino acids)
Molecular function (GO): heme binding; oxidoreductase activity, acting on paired donors, with incorporation or reduction of molecular oxygen; iron ion binding
Source: RefSeq, a predicted model, not a curated record